CAAUGAAAUGAUCAGAAAAAUACAAAUACACCAUACAAUACCUAUAAGAAUUUGAUUCAAAUUCUGACAGGUGUCAGCUGAUCAAGCAGACGCCAAAAUAUUUCCGUCACAUUCAAUUUUUUAAAUUGCCAUCGGUCAAUUUAAAAGGAUUCCUCGUUUUGAAUUCGUGCAUUACUUUUCAAUUUACUUGGAAUACUCAAUAAUGACCGAUAAAAAACCAAGUGGAAAUAGCUUGACAAAAAAUGAAAAUUGUACAUCAUGUAACAAGCCAAUAAAACCAAAUCCCCGAGAAUCGUAUAAUGUGGCAAGUUGUUGUUGCUCUUGUAAAUCUAUGGAUCUAGACUAUGUCGAAGGAGUCGUUUGCAAUGAAAACGACAUCAAGGACAAUGAGAUGAAAUUAUUACCCCUAGGUGAAGAUGGUGGUAAAAUUCUACUAAUUAAACAGGACGGGGAACUUCAUGCCGUAGGAACGAAAUGCUCGCAUUACGGCGCUUUGCUUAGUACCGGUGCCCUAGGUCAGGGUCGAGUCAGGUGUCCAUGGCAUGGAGCCUGCUUUAACAUCAAAACUGGAGAUAUAGAAGACUAUCCUGGCUUAGAUUCAUUGCCAUGCUACAAUGUAUCUGUAAGCAAUAAUGGAGAUGUUAAAGUAAGAGCUAAGCGCAAGGAACUGGAAACCAACAAGCGUACCAAGCAAAUGGUUGCAUUCAAAGCAGAGAGUGCCAAGACAGUUGUAAUUGUCGGAGGAGGUCCAGCAGGUGCAACUUGCGCUGAAACUCUGCGACAAGAAGGUUUUACUGGUCGUAUCGUCAUGGUUUGCAAAGAAUCUGCUCUUCCAUACGACAGACCCAAGGUUUCCAAAGUGAUUGAUGGAACCAUUGACAAACUCCUAUUAAGGUCCCAACUCUUUUACGAUGAACAUAACAUUGAAACUCUGCUUGGAAAUCCGGCUAUCGGGCUGGAUACAAAUCGGAAAAUUGUGAAGCUAAGCACUAAUGAAGACUUAGCUUAUGAUCAUUUGUUCAUUGCAACAGGAGGUGUUGCAAGAUGGCCUGAUGUACCUGGCGUUGACCUAGCCAAUAUAUUUGUUAUGCGAGAAUUUACUGAUAGUGCCGCUGUCUAUGCCCAGAUAGGUUCUGAGAAGCAUGUUGUAGUCUUGGGACUUGGUUUUGUUGGAAUGGAAGCUGCUGCUUAUUGUGUUGGCAAAUGUGCAUCAGUCACAGUAGUCGGCCGGGAUUCAGCACCCUUCAAGGCUGUUUACGGUGAAGAAAUCGGAUUGAGGAUCAAACAAGAAUUUGAGCAGAAAGGUGUUCGAUUCAUUCUGGAUAACACGAUCGCUCGAUUUAUACCAAAGGAUGAUGGAAAAACUCUAAAUCAAGUUGAACUGAAAGAUGGAACAUACCUCGAGUGCGAUAUGGCUAUUUUAGGAAUUGGCUGUACAUUCAGUACGGACUGGCUGAAAGAAACGCAGUUGCAACUUCGUCCUGAUGGUACCAUAGCUACAGACAAGUACCUGCAAACAAAUGUUGAAAACAUAUAUGCUGGUGGUGACAUUGCAUACGCUCCCGUGUUCAGUUCCAAAGAUUUGCCGGCAGCCAUAGGACAUUAUGGACUGGCACAUUACCAUGGGAAAAUUGCUGCGUUGAAUAUUUGUGGAAAAGAAACCCCAUUGAGAGCAGUGCCAUUCUUUUGGACUAUGUUAUUUGGGAAAAGUUAUCGAUAUGCAGGACAUGGUAGACCAACUGGAAUAAAGAUUCUUGGUUCAUUAGAAAAUUUCAAGUUUUUUGCUUACUAUUUCAAAGCUGGCAAAGUAAUAGCUAUGAGCAGUGUAGGCAGAGAUCCAAUAGUAGCAGAUUUUGCAAAUCUAUUGUACCAAGGACGAGAGUUGACAGAAGAAGAAGUGGAAAAUGACCCAUUUGGUUGGAUGACGAACAAACCGAAAGAUUUGCUACCAGCAGCCUCUGCAUCAGAAAAUAAGUCGAAUGGGUUGGGUCUUGGAAAUCUAUUGAGAAGAAAUUACCACACACAUCCAAUAGUUCCACAAAACGUUAGACAAAUCAAGAAUAGUAUAAGCCAUGUACGUCAUGUUAAGCAGAUUAGUACAUACUUUCGUAUGACUAAAAUCCUUGUUCUCUAAACGCCCAACAUCAACUGGCUGAAUGGAGAAUAGCAGCAAACUAUCAAUGUACUUGGAAUAUGAUUUAAAAAAUUUUAAAACUUUCCACUUCCAUUGAUAAUUCAUGUUUACUCAGGAGUUCAUAAAACAAUGCUAUACCGUACUGGCAAAUUCCAAGCAUACUGUGGUCAGUUACAUAAAAUUUAUCACACGGAAAAACUGAGUAAUUCAAUUGGUAUUAUGGACUCUCUCUUUUGCCUCUGAAUUGUUUUCAAAUUAAAACACAGUACUGAAGCAUAAUAAACCGUGUUCUUUGAAAGAAAUUGUUGUACACGGAUGAAUGGUAGUGUUUAUGGCUCCUCUGAUAAGUGAGUUCAUUUGUCAUGCUAAUUUUGAUUAAUUAGAAUGCUAACUAAAAUAUACUUGGAGAUUUUGAAAAAAUAUUGUUAGGAUAUGGAAGUCUAGAGAAAAAUAUCAUUAUACAAGAAUCGUUCUUCUUAAUGUAUUAUAAUUGAAAUAUUACUGUACAUAUUGUUUGUUCAUCUGCUGUAAGGUAAACAGAGCAUUAACAACUCUAAAGUAUCUAUCAAAGA
Molecule: messenger RNA, 2706 nt
Organism: Athalia rosae (coleseed sawfly)
Lineage: Eukaryota; Metazoa; Arthropoda; Insecta; Hymenoptera; Athaliidae
Product: apoptosis-inducing factor 3
Exons: 8
Coding region: 203-2134 (643 amino acids)
Cellular component (GO): cytoplasm
Molecular function (GO): oxidoreductase activity, acting on NAD(P)H; flavin adenine dinucleotide binding; 2 iron, 2 sulfur cluster binding
Source: RefSeq, a predicted model, not a curated record